Molecule: messenger RNA, 876 nt
Organism: Cyphellophora europaea CBS 101466
Lineage: Eukaryota; Fungi; Ascomycota; Eurotiomycetes; Chaetothyriales; Cyphellophoraceae
Exons: 3
Coding region: 1-876 (291 amino acids)
Biological process (GO): fungal-type cell wall biogenesis; (1->6)-beta-D-glucan biosynthetic process
Cellular component (GO): endoplasmic reticulum membrane
Source: RefSeq, a predicted model, not a curated record
AUGCGUUCAAUACAGUGGUGCGCGUUGGCGCUCUCGGCAGCCAGAGCUGCUUACGGCUAUGUCGACACUUCCCCCUUUUUUAUGUUCUCGACGUCCGAUCUCCUAAGCUCCGCCAACAAGCUGUCAAGCGGCGAAGCCAUUACCUCCGACAUCUCUUCGACUCUCUCUCACUGCCCAUCAGAUCACUAUGUCCUCAUUUCCCAGCCAGGUGUUAGUGCAGGCGACUACGCUUCCCGCAAGACAACACCUGCACUUGCACAGAGGCUUUCUGCCAAACACCAGUCCAACAUCAGAAGCAGCGUAUCUGUAUCAGAGGUAGUCGGAGAGGUCGACGUCUCAAGAUGGGAGCAGACUCUCGAGAGAGAGUGCGGCGCAGAGGUGCUGCACGUAGAUGCAUCCAGCGGAUCCAUUCCCUCGUAUAAGUCGAUGCCGAAGGUGCUUUCUGUCGCUUUUCCCGCGCCUACGACCAGUAACAGACUACACGACCUUUCAGUCAAUGAUGCAUUCCUUGAAUCGAUCCUGGACAUGUUACCAUCAAGUAACUACACAGUUCUCUACGCUACCACCGCUCACGGUGCUCCGGAGCCAUCAGCGGAGCACCUUAUGGACGCUGAGGUUCAAAAUCCGCUGCACAUGGAGAUGAAGAGAGAUCUCAGCUCUGGCUUAGUACGCAGGGCGUCGAAUCAGACCAUUGUCGAUGGGCCACUGUUCGAGAAGUACCAGUUCUUCACACCUGGUAUCUUUAUGGGCUUCCUGGUCGGAUUCAUCCUUCUGAUGAUCUUGUACGUCGGCAUCUCUGCCUUGUCUAGCCUUCAGGUCACCUAUGCGGCCUUUGACAAGGAUCAGGGCGCGCUUGCGAAGACGAAGGCGCAGUAA